AUGUUUCCUUUCCUUUUCACUCAGUUUCGGCAGCUUACGUUCCCUUUCACUCCAGCUGCUACGUUCCCUUUCACUCAGUUUCGACAACGUUUCCCUUUCACUCAGUUUCGGCAGCUUACGCACAGAGAUUUCGGCAGUUCGUUCCCUUUCACCAGUUUGCUUACGUUCCCUUUCUCCAGUUUCGGAUUACGCCCCCUUUCCCUUUCAACGUUCCCUUUCAUCCAGAAGACGUUCCCUUUCACUCAGUUUCGGCGGCUUACGUUUCCCUUUCACAGUUUCGCCCUUCCUCACCGUUCCCUUUCACUCGGUUUCAAGCUUACGGACAGCUUCGUUCCUUUAAGUUUAUACGUUUCUCAGUUUCCGUUCCCUUUACAGUUCAGUUCCCUUUCGGGUUUAGCUUACGUUCCCUUUUAUGUUCCCUUUUCCAGUUUCCUCCAGUUUCGGCAGCCGUUCCCUUUCACUCAGUUCCCUUUCCUCAGUUUCGGCAGCUUACGUUCCCUUUCCUCCAGUUCCCUUUCGGCAGUUUACGGCUUCGUUUUCCCUUUCACUCAGUUUCGGCAGCUUCGUUCCCUUUACUCAGUGCUCGCAGCUUACGUUCCCUUUUAG
Molecule: messenger RNA, 606 nt
Organism: Acanthosepion pharaonis
Lineage: Eukaryota; Metazoa; Mollusca; Cephalopoda; Sepiida; Sepiidae
Source: the annotation of a GenBank genome assembly